AUGAUUGAUCCGACUAUACCACAAUCGAACAAUAACGCUUCUAGAGUAGACAUCACUCCUGAACAGGGUGACAUUUGCAUACAUUGUUUCGGUAAACCAACCAUGAUGCACCAACCCAUGUUUCCAAGUGGACCCAUACAGAGCGAUUAUGUGAUGAAUCAAUACAACGACCAAGAGAAUUCAAAAGAAAAAGGAAUGUCGCUGGAUACGAGUUCUAAAUCUCCACUCAAUCCACCCUCAUCUAUCCCUUCUCAGUAUAUGGACAUGGAUUUGCGAAGCUUCGUAGUGGUCAACCAGAACAGAAAUUAUCAGGACUUUCCGUCGACGAUUCGACGUACACCACUAGUCGGCCAUCCUAUUUCUGCAAGUGAACUGAAAAGACGUGUUGAAUCACUUGACCCAGCUGUUUACUCACCAAUGAUCGUCAACGGAACGCUAUAUUUCAUUAGCUUGGAUAAUGAUACUCGAACGGCUAGAUCCUCUGAAAGCUUAGCAGAUGAUAAUUCAACUAGACCAGCUGCAGCGUCAAGCAAUAUCGAUAUAGCGGAUGACGUUACUUUCACUAUGAACGAACUUAAGGAUCUAUUGCCGCAAUAUGCCAUAAAAAAGCUGACGAGAUACUACAAGGAAGAACGCAAGCAAAAGCCUUGCGCACCUCCUGGUGACGAUAUUGCAAAACUUCGAGAGGCAUUUACAAUGAUCAGUAAUCUUACGUCGCAUCUACCGUCGCAUCCUGCGUUUGAGACUGUCGACUUGGCCAACGCACAUGAGCCUGAUAUAAUCUACUUACGCAACGCUCUUAACUUGCUUCCAAACCAAGUUCCUCCACUUAUCACAGACACAAGCUCAACCACAACAUCCUUUACCGAUACCAAUACAACCGGUCGAAGCGUAACAGGGAACCCAAUCUCGUCACCAAUAGCUUCUGUCACUGGACUCUCGACACCGUUCACAGCGGCAACGGACGAGUUUGCGCGUUUCAAUGCUGAGACAUCAGUUGAUCUUGGUCCGUAUGACAAUCCAACGAUGAGGGACCACCCACCGUUUAAGGGAACAGCCGCAAACACGGAAUCAAUCCCUACAACUAGGAAUCAUCCGAUCCCGGAUGGAUCUAUUCGGAAAAAUCAAGUCUUGGACAAUUCAACCACUCCUGUCGUUGGCGAGGAUAUGACAAAACCUGAGUUGCUCACGGAAGAAGACCUCUUGGAUGAAACCGGUGCCAGGGAUUAUGAUGCCGGGCACACUCCAGUUCGAUCGUGGAGCACAGAGACGGCAAUCAACGUUGAUAAAGAAACAAUUGCGGAAAUUUUAAGAUCAAACACUUCUAGACACACAGGAAGUCCGUUUCCCAAAAACCGCAUGGAAAUGAGAUCAGACAGCCCAGAAAAGGACGUCUACACUGCCUAUAGUAUUGAUGGAAAGUACCUAUAA
Molecule: messenger RNA, 1431 nt
Organism: Necator americanus (New World hookworm)
Lineage: Eukaryota; Metazoa; Nematoda; Chromadorea; Rhabditida; Ancylostomatidae
Exons: 18
Coding region: 1-1431 (476 amino acids)
Source: RefSeq, a predicted model, not a curated record